ACAAAUGAAAAGAGUGGGCAAAUGAGAGCAUACGGUUGUCAUCAUGGAUGCUGAACAGCCUGGAAAAGAUGUACAUGUCCAAGCUGCUGUGGGAAUCCGACGGAUAGCAGGCUCCUUGAAGCAAGAAAGCUUUGUGGUGGUGAACGAAGAUUCUAACUGUUUAAUAUUCAUCAAUAAGGCAGAAAAAGGGGUGCAGGAAGGAUGCUUCACCAUUAAUGGAGUCUACACUUUGGAAACUGGUCAGGACAAGCUCUUCCUGGAACAACUGCAACCUCUGAUGGCCAUGGUGUCUCUUGGCUACAGCGCAUCCUUGCUGGUGUAUGAUACUCAUCACUGUGGAGUUCAGGCACAAAUCCAAUACUUAGUCCAGAAGGUAAUAGAAUAUGUGUUCCAAGAAUCCAGUUCUCCCCCCAAUAAUUCUCAGUUUCUCAAAACCAUCAGCUUUGUUCAGAUUUACUCAGAUGGACAGGCCAAAGACCUGCUUCAUCCAGAAAACCCAGCCCUGCAGGUGAUGGAUCUUCCUCCACUGGGACUGGUUGUGAAAGAGGCAACUGAAAUUGUUGUGACUGAUUCACAAGCUGCCACUCACUUCUAUCACUGUGGAGUCUCAGCGUACCACAGUUGUUUGGAGCAAUCUUUUCAAAAGUCACACAAUACCAUCAUCCUCUUUACCAUCACCAUUGAGACAAAACUGGCAGAGGGUCAGGAACUUCAGCGUGCUACUGUCCGGAUCUUUGAGUUCCUUGGAGGAAAUGAGCAGUCUUCCACUGAUCCCUUUUUUCCUUUUUCUUGGGCUUCAUCUGCUGUGUCCCUUCUCCCUGAAGCAGGAUUUCUCUCUUGGAUUUUGAAGCAACUGUUGGAAGAUAAUACGCUUACAUUUCUGCUGUUGUGCCUGACCCUGCCAGAUGCUCCCGGAAAAGAGAUACUGUCUGCCAUCUCACUGACAGAACAAGUGAGGACCGUAACAAAAAGAGUUGCACCAACCCACUGGGAUCCCACUCAAGAAGCCCAGAAACGAAGAGAAGCAAUAGGAGAGCUGAGAGCCCAGCUCUUCCUCAGUGAUCGGACAGAGCAGGACAGCAAGAUCAUUCAACUGGAAAAGGUGAUAAAGGAGCUACAGGUUCUGAAGAGUCAAAACUGGGAGAAAAAGAAGAAAUCGGCAAAUGAAAUAAAGGAGAAAGAUACUUCCUUCAUAGCCAAAAGCUGGGCUAGUGAACAGGACCAAGGUAUUAAGGCAAGAUUUUCUCUAGCUAAAACCAAGAAGCAGAAUCUUCAAAAACAACACCAAAUCCUGAUCCAGCAAGAGCUUUCUAGUAUGGAAAAGGAGCUGGAAGGCCAAGAGAAGAUUCCUCCAUUCCAGGAAGGAGCUCUUCUCUGGCAGAAAGAAAAGCCUUUUCUAACUUUGUACAUGGAGGCACUGCAAAAAGAACAGGAAGAAGCAGAAAAAGAUCUGGAGAAGCUGUACCAGGAAUACCAACAUGAAGCAAAAGCUCAGAAACAGCACUUCCUACAGGUAUUCCGAGCAUAUAAGAGUCAUGUUGAAGACCAGAUGGAUGCCCUUGAAAAGCAAUAUCGAAAGCUGCUCAAGGAAUCCCUCCAGGAUGCCAUCUCCCUCUCAGUUCAGAACCAACAACUGCGAGUUCAGAAGCAACUGGAUUUCACAGACACAGCAACCCAGACAGACUUUCAAACUCUAAAGAACUAUCCCAUGACCUAA
Messenger RNA from Anolis carolinensis (green anole), 1717 nucleotides. RefSeq names its product kinesin-like protein KIF17. The coding region runs from base 44 to 1717 and encodes 557 amino acids. The record is from RefSeq and is a predicted model, not a curated record. Gene Ontology annotation, biological process: microtubule-based movement. NCBI's taxonomy places the organism in Eukaryota, Metazoa, Chordata, Lepidosauria, Squamata, Anolidae. The transcript has 15 exons. Gene Ontology annotation, molecular function: microtubule motor activity; ATP binding; microtubule binding.